This is a messenger RNA of Papilio polytes (common Mormon), 5019 nucleotides long. Its product is annotated as vesicle-fusing ATPase 1-like. Gene Ontology annotation, cellular component: Golgi stack. The coding region runs from base 175 to 2412 and encodes 745 amino acids. Gene Ontology annotation, biological process: Golgi to plasma membrane protein transport; SNARE complex disassembly; intra-Golgi vesicle-mediated transport. Lineage: Eukaryota; Metazoa; Arthropoda; Insecta; Lepidoptera; Papilionidae. The record is from RefSeq and is a predicted model, not a curated record. Gene Ontology annotation, molecular function: ATP binding; ATP hydrolysis activity. The transcript has 16 exons.
AUUCUUAAGUUCGUGAGUGAUUUGGUUUUGAGCCAAAAUAGUUCAAUGCAGUCAUUCGCUGUAUCAAGCGAGGAGUGUCAGAUUAUUUGGUUUCAUCAACGUCAAUUUCUCAACGUGAAUCAAUAUUGUCAAAACAUUGAUUUGUAAGAAAUUGUAAUAAAUAUAUACACAAAAAUGUCUUCAUUGCGAAUGAAGGCAGCAAAAUGUCCCUCUGAUGAGCUGGCUAUAACAAAUUGUGCUCUCGUUAAUCCAGACGAUUUUCCUAGUGAUGUCAAGCAUAUUGAAGUAUCUACUGGUCCAUCACAUUUUGUCUUCAGUAUUCGGUUCUACAGCGGUGUCGAUCGUGGUACAGUAGGAUUUUCAGCACCGCAACGAAAAUGGGCUACACUUUCCAUUGGCCAACCCAUAGAUGUGAAACCAUUCAAGCCACAAAACGCAGAAUGUUUGUGCAGUGUCACCUUAGAUGCGGACUUUAUGCUAAAGAAGACAACAUCGCUGGAACCGUACGAUUCAGAGCAGAUGGCGCGCGAUUUCCUUAUUCAAUUUUCCAACCAAGUGUUCACCGUUGGGCAACAAUUGGCAUUUGCAUUCCAGGAUAAAAAAGUCUUGUCAUUAAUUGUAAAGAACUUAGAAGCCGUGGACGUACAAGCGUUGGCAUCAGGUGCAAACGCAAUCCCUCGUCGAGUGAGGAUGGGCAGACUUCUACCUGAUGCAUGCAUACAGUUUGAUAAAGCUGAGAAUUCUUCCCUAAACUUAGUAGGAAAGGCUAAAGGGAAACAGCCUCGUCAAUCAAUCAUCAAUCCUGAUUGGGAUUUCGGCAAAAUGGGCAUCGGCGGUCUGGACAAAGAAUUUAAUGCUAUCUUCAGACGUGCGUUUGCGUCUCGCGUAUUCCCACCGGAAGUUGUCGAACAAUUGGGUUGCAAGCACGUAAAGGGUAUUUUAUUAUUCGGGCCACCUGGUACUGGUAAAACUCUAAUGGCCAGACAGAUCGGCAAGAUGCUAAACGCGCGCGAACCCAAAAUUGUAAACGGUCCACAAAUAUUGGACAAAUAUGUUGGUGAGAGUGAGGCCAACAUUCGACGAUUGUUCGCCGACGCCGAAGAAGAAGAGAAAAGGUGUGGGCCGAACAGCGGUCUGCAUAUAAUAAUCUUCGACGAGAUCGACGCGAUCUGCAAGGCGCGCGGCUCCGUGGGCGGCAACACGGGCGUGCACGACACCGUCGUCAACCAGCUGCUCUCCAAGAUUGAUGGUGUAGACCAGCUGAACAACAUCCUAGUGAUCGGCAUGACGAACAGACGCGACAUGAUCGACGAGGCGCUGAUGCGGCCGGGCCGCCUCGAGGUGCAGAUGGAGAUCGGCCUGCCCGACGAGACGGGCCGCGUGCAGAUCCUCAGCAUUCACACCAAGCGCAUGAGGGAGUACAAGAAGAUCGCGGAGGAUGUCGACUGCAAGGAGUUGGCAGCGCUGACAAAGAACUUCUCCGGCGCGGAGCUGGAGGGUCUUGUGCGCGCGGCGCAGUCCACGGCCAUGAACCGGCUGAUCAAGGCCUCCAGCAAGGUGGAGGUGGACCCUGAGGCUAUGGAGAAACUCAUGGUGGAACGCACUGACUUCCUGCAUGCUCUCGAAAAUGAUAUUAAACCAGCAUUCGGCACGGCAGCGGAGGCGCUGGAGCACUUCCUCUCCCGUGGCAUCACCAACUGGGGCUCGCCCGUCUCCUCGCUGCUGGAGGACGGCCUGCUCUACAUACAACAAGCCCGUGCUACUGAGGCCAGCGGUCUAGUGUCAGUGCUGCUGGAAGGCCCGCCGAACAGCGGCAAGACAGCGCUGGCGGCGGAGCUGGCCAAGCGCUCCGACUUCCCCUUCGUGAAGGUCUGCUCGCCCGAGGACAUGGUGGGCUUCACCGAGACCGCCAAGUGUCUGCAGAUACGCAAGUACUUCGAUGAUGCGUACCGCUCCAGCCUCUCGUGUAUCCUGGUGGACAACAUCGAGCGGCUGCUGGACUACGGCCCCAUCGGCCCAAGAUACUCCAACCUGACGCUGCAGGCACUCCUCGUGCUGCUGAAGAAGCAGCCGCCCAAAGGACGCAAGCUCCUCAUACUCUGCACCAGCAGCCGAAGACAAGUCCUGGAGGACAUGGAAGUGCUGUCGGCGUUCACUGGCGUGCUGCACGUGCCCAACCUGUCGCAGCCCGAGCACGUGAUGGCGGUGCUGGAGGAGAGCGACGCCUUCUCCAAGCGGGACCUUGCCAGGAUACAAUCAGAUCUCAGGGGAGCCAAAAUAUUCAUCGGGAUCAAGAAGUUGCUGGCUCUAGUCGAUAUGGUGAAGCAGACGGACGAGGACUCGAGAGUGUUCAAGUUCCUCACCAAGAUGCAGGAGGAGGGCGGCCUGGACCUCGGCACCACCAUACAAUAAGAAUUGUUGCAACCUUAGGGAACACACGCGCAUACCACACGCACGCCCUCGCCCUCCACCUCGCACGAACCUCACAAUGCACACACCUCACACAGACCUCACAGCGCCAAGGUCACAGAGUCCACACCCUGUAUAUCAGAUCUCAGGAGCUACGAAAUCGAUUACGACGAAGUCAGCGAAAGCGUAGAGUCUUUGGAUUCAAAUCAAAAAAGAUCAAGAACUGUGAAGGGUAAUGAAAUAUCACCAUCGAAGAUGCCACUUAUGAGAAUACGAAGUGUCGAAAUCGUCUUUGAAGAUGAUAUGUCUUGUGCUGACACUGCGAUACUCGAUCGCAGUCUGGAGUUACUUCUAUCAGAUAGCGAUGAUUCAACCAAAUGUGUUGAUGAUUUACAACCGGGAGAAAAAGAUGAAAAUGAUUAUUCAGUGACAUUGAAUGUGGAGGCCGAUUUAUCGGAUGACACAAUUUCAUCUAAAGAGAAUAUAGUCAGUGAUCAUCAACUUGAAACACCCUCUAUACAUCCGGAUAAUGGAAAACCGAUUCAAGCUAUUGAUGACACAUCGCUUAAUGUAUCUGAAUUGGGUGACUCCGGUCGUUUUACGGAUGCAUCAUCUCAUGAGGCCGCUGUGAAGUAUAGUGAUGCUUUGCUUUCUCAUUCAUUUGACGCCAUCAACAUUGACGAGUCAUCGCUCAGUACAUUUGAGCUGUCCGAGGUCUGCACAGAAAAUGGCAAAACUAACUUAUUACUGGAAUACAUUGAUAGUGACAGCUCGGAUAGUACAGCAGUAUGUGACGAAAAUGCUGAAGUGAAAAUUUUAACAUCCAAAAGUGAUAUGGUUACAGAUGAAUUGGACUCUGCGGAUGACAGUUAUGAAAUACAGUAUGAUUCUUUCGUUGAUAUGGGUAAAUUUUAAAUACAAUCAGUAUUAGUGUUAUUCUUACAAUAUUCUCUGUGAAAUGUUUAAUUGUAAUUUGUUGCAUCCCUGUAUAAAGUUUUAGAGUUGCACAUUAUAUUUGUGUAUUAAUUGUGAGCUAGUACACCCUAAUAAACCUACACAGCUUAUGCACGGGGCGGUGGUAUGCAACUAUCAGCCGUGUCAUAUCCUUCCGUUAUCAUUUCAUAGUAAAUCUUCCAUAGUGUGUACAUAGAUAAAUAUGUAGUAUUUACUUUCAAUGACAUGGCUGAAAAAAUCCCAGGGUUGUAAGAAUAGACAAUAGCUCAAUAUAUUGUAUUAUAAUUUAGCAAGAGUAAUAUUUAUUUACUUUUUUUACUGAUUUGUGAUACAGCUUGAUGCUGUCUUUUUUGUUUAGAUAGACGUAUUUGAAUAUUAUGUUAUGUAUUGUAGAUUUUCACUACCGAAACAUAUGAAAAACAUAGUUUUUUCAUUUAGUGACAAAGACAAAAAUAUGUUUUUUAUAUGAAUGAUUGGGGAGUGAAAUUGUAUGUUUAUAUUAGGUGUAAGGAAAUGGUGUCAAUGUAGACAGUUUAUUAAAUUAAUGCAAAUAAUUAAUGCAUUUACACAUUAGGUGUGGUUAAAUUUAAUAUAUCUCGAUUCUUAUAGUAAUGUUCAAGUACAAUUACAAAUUAUAAAGCUUUAGAUGUGCGUACUUUUUGUCUUUGAAUAUCACUAGCACAUAGAUUAUAGUAAAAUUUAUUCAAAUUGGAUUGUUGAAGUAGAAUUUCAGAUAUUUAUAUUUAAAAUUUCCUUAAGUAGGCUUAAAUAAUUAUCAAGGAAUUGCGAUUGUGGUGGUACACAUUAAUUCAUACUCUUAAUUCACUGUAGUUAAUUAUGAAUCUUUUGCGACAUGUUUGAAAAAAUGGCCAAAUAAAGCCUAAAAGUGUCUGCACUAUUUGAAAUUUAUCCAGUGUUUUAAGCUAUAUUUUAGUUUCAAAUAUUAUUUCUCUUGUCAGUUAAUAUAAGUACAUUGAAAUUAAAUGUUCAAACAACAUGAAAUGUUUAAUGUAUUGUUACAGUGGGUUCCACUGAUCAAACACUUCUAUAAAAUAAUUAGCCAUCUCGCUCAUUCUUUAUGACAAAAUAGUGACAAAAAAUACAAGUGUUAGAGCAGUGGAAUUUCACCUUUAGUUGUUGCGUUGGAUUUGAUUUUUUGUGAUGUUAGGAUGUACAUUCCAUUUAUGCAAUCAUGUAAUAAAAAAGAUGUUUUAUUAAAAAUCAAAGAGUGUGUAGCUUAUAUGCUUAUUUGACAGUAGAAAUGUAGUGUUGCCAGUUAAAAUUAUAUCUUUCUGAGUGUGACAAUGUAUAAAUAUAAAAAACUAUAUUAUGUGAUUGGCAGACAGUCAUUAAUGGCUUUUAUUAGGUUUUUAAUUAAAAUUCCCUUGAUAUUUUUCUAUGUAUAUUUGUGGAUAAAAAUUUCACUUCAGUAUUUCCCUAAAAUUAUCAUUAACUUCCUUGUUCUAAUGCUUCUUUUCACUUUAUAAAAAAUGUUUGUCAAUUUAAACCCUAGAUGUAGUGUUAAAAUGUUUGAAAUUAUAUACUUAAAUAAGUCCUUUAUGCUUUACUAAACUCUACUGUUUUUCUGCCAAAAAUGAUUUGUCUUGCCUAAGCAAUAACAUUUACCUAUUGGAAAUAAAUCUAUUAACAAGUUAA